Molecule: messenger RNA, 5364 nt
Organism: Pteronotus mesoamericanus
Lineage: Eukaryota; Metazoa; Chordata; Mammalia; Chiroptera; Mormoopidae
Gene: MAP3K4
Product: mitogen-activated protein kinase kinase kinase 4
Exons: 27
Coding region: 154-4902 (1582 amino acids)
Biological process (GO): protein phosphorylation; MAPK cascade
Molecular function (GO): ATP binding; protein kinase activity
Source: RefSeq, a predicted model, not a curated record
CGGUCGCCGUUCCCAAGAUGGCCGCGGCGCGAGCGGCCCCUGCGGCGGGCUAGGGGCGGAGGCGGAGCGCGUCACCCCCGCACUCAGGGCCCCGGCCCUCGCGCCAGGCUGCAGCUCCCUGCCCGCCACGGCCAUGCGGGGCUCCGCGCACGGAUGAGAGAAGCCGCCGCCGCACUGGUUGCCCCGCCCGCCUUCGCCGUCAACCCCGCCGCCGCCAUGGAGGAGCCGCCGCCGCCGCCGGAACCCGAGCCCGAGCCGGAGCCCGAGCGCUGCUGCGCGGCGAGGCAAGAGUGCACACGGGGGCGCUUGGCUUGCAAGACUUCCGAGUCGGACGUGGAGGAGUUUUCCGAUGAAACGAAUUCCGAGAACCUCUAUGGCACCUCCCCACCCAGCACCCCGCGGCAGAUGAAGCGCCUGUCCGCCAAGCACCAGAGGAACGCACUGGGGAGGCCUGCUAGCCGCUCCAGUUUGAAAGAAAAAAUGAAUGCAUCGACCCAGCCUCCACAUAAAGACACUGGAAAAACCGGGGAGAGUGUGGAAGAGUACAGCUACAAGCAGGAGAAAAAGAUCAGGGCGGCUAUCAGGACUACCGAGCGCGACCACAAGAAAAACGUGCAGUGCUCUUUCAUGUUGGACUCGGUUGGUGGGUCCCUGCCCAAAAAGCCGAUUCCUGACGUGGAUCUCAAUAAGCCUUACCUCAGUCUCGGCUGCAGCCACGCCAAGCUUCCGGUGUCCGUGCCCAUGCCUAUAGCGCGCACUGCACGCCAGACUUCCAGGACUGACUGUCCAGCAGACCGCCUAAAGUUUUUUGAAACUUUACGACUUCUGCUGAAGCUUACCUCAGUCUCUAAGAAGAAGGACAGGGAGCAGAGAGGACAGGAGAACACAUCUGCCUUCUGGCUUAACCGAUCGAAUGAGCUGAUCUGGUUAGAGCUGCAGGCUUGGCAUGCGGGACGGACCAUUAACGACCAGGACCUCUUUUUAUAUACAGCCCGUCAAGCCAUACCAGACAUUAUCAAUGAAAUCCUUACUUUCAAAGUUAACUACAGGAGCUUUGCCUUUGUUAGAAAUGGAGCUAGUUUUAAUGGUACUCCGGUACAAGGGCAGUGCGAGGCCCCGCACGGAACGAGGGUCACGGGCUACUCCAUGUAUCACGAGCACCUGCAGCGUCAGAGGGUGUCAUUUGAGCAGGUGAAACGGAUAAUGGAGCUGCUGGAGUACAUAGAAGCACUUUAUCCAUCGUUGCAGGCUCUUCAGAAGGACUAUGAAAAAUAUGCUGCGAAAGACUUCCAGGACAGGGUGCAGGCGCUCUGUUUGUGGUUAAACAUCACAAAAGACUUAAACCAGAAGCUAAGGAUUAUGGGCACUGUUUUGGGCAUCAAGAAUCUAUCAGACAUUGGCUGGCCAGUGUUUGAAAUCGCUUCCCCUAGGUCAUCCAAAGGCAACGAGCCGGACGACGAGGGUGACGACACAGAAGGAGAGCUGAAGGAGCUGGAGAGCAGCUCGGAUGAGAGUGCAGAAGAGCAGGUCUCCAGUCCCAGAGCCCCAGAGCCCAGGCAGCCCGCUAUCCACGCUUGCACCCUCCAGCCGCAGGCCUGCGCGCAGAAGCGGCUCGAGAGGUUGGAAUCGGAGGAUGAUUCUGUUGGCUGGGAAGCACCAGACUGCAGCACAGAAACAGGCUUUAGCAGACAUUGUCUGACUUCUAUUUAUAGACCGUUUGUAGACAAAGCACUGAAGCAGAUGGGUUUGAGAAAGCUCAUUUUAAGACUCCACAAGCUGAUGGACGGUUCCUUGCAAAGGGCACGGAUAGCCCUAGUGAAGAAUGACCAGCCCACCGAGUUUUCUGAAUUCCCGGACCCCGUGUGGGGCUCUGACUACGUGCAGUUGUCCAGGUCGCCACCUCCUUCGGAGCAGAGGUGCAGCCCCGUGUCCUGGGAGGAGCUGAAGUCCAUGGAUCUCCCCUCAUUUGAGCCCGCCUUCCGCGUCCUCUGCCGAGUCCUCCUGAAUGUCAUCCACGAGUGCCUGAAGCUGCGGCUGGAGCAGAGGCCUGCUGGGGAGCCCUCCCUGCUGAGCAUUAAGCAGGUUGGGCUGGUCCGCGAGUGCAAGGAGGUGCUGAAGGGCGGCCUCCUGAUGAAGCAGUACUACCAGUUCAUGCUGCACGGCGUCUGCGACGACCCGGAGAAGGCCGACUGCAACAUCGACGCCUUCGAGGAGGACCUGCAGGAGAUGCUCAUGGUCUACUUUGAUUACAUGAGAAGCUGGAUCCAAAUGCUACAGCAGUUACCUCAAGCAUCCCAUAGUUUAAAAAAUCUGUUAGAAAAAGAAUGGAAUUUCACCAAAGAAAUAACCCAUUACAUCCGUGGAGGAGAGGCCCAGGCCGGGACGCUUUUCUGUGACAUCGCGGGGAUGCUUCUGAAGUCCACGGGGAGCUUCCUGGAGGUCGGCCUGCAGGAGCGCUGCGCGGAGUUCUGGGCCAGCGCCGAGGACAGCUGCGCGUCAGAUGAGAUAAGGAGGUCGGUCAUAGAGAUCAGUCGGGCCCUGAAGGAGCUCUUCCACGAGGCCAGGGAGCGGGCCUCCAAGGCCCUCGGGUUUGCCAAAAUGCUGAGAAAGGAUCUGGAAGUAGCUGCCGAGUUCAUACUUUCAGCUCCAGUUCGAGACCUUCUGGAUGUUCUGAAAUCAAAGCAGUACAUUAAGGUACAGAUUCCUGGCCUAGAAAACUUGCAGCUGUUUGUUCCAGACACCCUCGCUGAGGAGAAGGGAAUUAUCCUGCAUCUGCUCGACGCAGCCGCAGGAAAGGACUGCUCCCAGGACGACGUGCUGAUCGACGCCUACCUGCUGCUCACCAAGCCCAGCGGGCACACGCAGGGCUCCGAGGAUGGCUGGGCCGCGUGGGAGGCCCCGCUGGUCAAAGUCGUGCCGCAGGUGGAGACCGUGGACACCCUGAGGAGCAUGCAGGUGGAUAACCUUUUACUAGUCGUCAUGGAGUCUUCUAACCUCAUAAUCCAGAGAAAAGGCUUCCAGCAGGCCAUCGAGGGACUCGUGACUCUGCGUCAAGAGCAGACGUCCAGUCAGCCGGUCGUUGCCAGGGCUCUGCAGCGGCUCAAGAACGAGGCACUAGAGCUUUGCAACAGAAUAAGUGAUGCCAUUGACCGAGUGGACCACACGUUCACUUCAGAAUUUGAUGGCGAGGUUGAUGAAGCCGAGUCUGUCACGCUGCAGCAGUACCACCGGGAAGCGAUGAUUCAGGGGUACAACUUUGGGUUUGAGUAUCAUAAAGAAGUUGUUCGUCUGAUGUCUGGAGAGUUCAGACAGAAGAUUGGAGACAAAUACAUAAGCUUUGCCCGGAAAUGGAUGAAUUAUGUCUUAACGAAGUGUGAGAGUGGGAGAGGUACCAGACCCAGGUGGGCAACUCAAGGUUUUGACUUUCUGCAAGCCAUUGAACCAGCCUUCAUUUCAGCUUUACCAGAAGAUGACUUCUUGAGUUUACAAGCCUUGAUGAACGAGUGCAUCGGCCACGUGAUCGGGAAGCCGCACAGUCCUGUCACAGGUUUGUACCUUGCGAUUCAUCGGAACAGCCCCCGCCCUGUGAAGGUGCCUCGAUGCCACAGCGACCCUCCCAACCCCCAUCUCAUCAUCCCAACCCCAGAGGGAUUCAGCACCCGGAGCGUGCCUUCGGACGCGCGGAGCCACGGCCCCUCAGGCGGCGACUCUGCGCCACCCAAACCCACCAGCAGUGCCCAUGACGCCAGGGGCUCCAGUGUUCCUGAAAACGACCGGCUGGCCUCUGUCGCAGCCGAGCUGCAGUUUCGGUCCCUGAGCCGCCACUCCAGCCCCACCGAGGAGCGCGACGAACCAGCAUACCCAAAAGGCGAUUCCAGCGGGUCAGCUCGGAGAAGUUGGGAACUCCGGACGCUUAUCAGCCAGACGAAGGAUUCCGCUUCCAAGCAAGGGCCCAUGGAAGCUAUCCAGAAGUCAGUCCGGUUAUUUGAAGAAAAGCGGUAUCGAGAAAUGAGGAGAAAGAAUAUCAUUGGUCAAGUGUGUGACACCCCCAAAUCUUACGAUAACGUCAUGCAUGUUGGCCUGAGGAAGGUGACCUUCAAGUGGCAAAGAGGAAACAAGAUCGGUGAAGGGCAGUAUGGGAAGGUCUACACCUGCAUCAGCGUGGACACGGGCGAGCUGAUGGCCAUGAAGGAGAUUCGAUUUCAGCCUAAUGACCAUAAAACCAUCAAGGAAACUGCGGACGAACUGAAAAUAUUUGAGGGCAUCAAGCACCCCAACCUGGUCCGGUAUUUUGGUGUGGAGCUACACAGGGAGGAGAUGUACAUUUUCAUGGAGUACUGUGACGAGGGCACACUGGAGGAGGUGUCCAGGCUGGGCCUGCAGGAGCACGUCAUCCGUUUGUACUCGAAGCAGAUCACCGUGGCCAUCAACGUCCUCCACGAGCAUGGCAUAGUUCACCGCGACAUUAAAGGUGCCAAUAUCUUCCUUACCUCAUCGGGGCUGAUCAAACUGGGAGAUUUUGGAUGCUCAGUGAAGCUUAAGAACAAUGCCCAGACCAUGCCUGGGGAAGUGAACAGCACACUGGGGACCGCAGCAUACAUGGCUCCGGAAGUCAUCACCCGCGCGAAGGGCGAAGGCCACGGGCGUGCGGCCGACAUCUGGAGUCUCGGGUGUGUGGUCAUAGAGAUGGUGACGGGCAAGAGGCCAUGGCAUGAAUACGAACACAACUUCCAGAUUAUGUACAAGGUGGGAAUGGGGCACAAGCCCCCCAUCCCGGACAGGCUGAGCCCGGAAGGAAAGGACUUCCUUUCUCACUGCCUGGAGAGUGAGCCCAGGAUGCGGUGGACCGCCAGCCAGCUCCUCGACCACCCCUUCGUCAAGGUCUGCACAGACGAGGAGUGAGCGGCCCGCAGAGGAGCCUCUCAGUCACUACUGUAUGUAAUAUUUACAUGAAGACUGCUGGGAAGCCGCGCGGGCCUCUCGGCCUUCCAGGACUGAAGACUGCACAAGUGACGAGCUCACGUCUCCUGCUGCUCCUGUUUGUGGGACCUGGCGCGGGCCUCCUGGUGGCAGUGUCCACGAGGUAAAGAAGCUACGUGUUAAGUGCCAUUUCUACUGUACACGGACCGUCGCUUCCAUCGCCCCUGAGACCAGCGACGCCAGUGUAGCAUUUGGGCCUCCUCGGUUCAGAGCGGCUGCCGUGGUAUCAGGCGCCCCGGGCCUUGUCACUCCUCUCCCGUCUGUCGCGUGCACUGACUGUGAAGCCUCCCCUCGUUGUCCUUGUCAUCGUUGUUGUUGGCAAGCCGCAGGUUUGUUACGCAAAAGGAUGAUUAAUGAAACUUAAGAAAAAGGUUCUUUUUUCAA